AUGGACCGCCGCGGUGGGGCCGGGGCGCCUGGGUACGGCGAGGAGGGCGAGGACGAUGAUGACGAAGAGGAGGAGCGGGAGAGCGGCCUUGCGGCCAUGCAGGGGUCCAGACUGCUCCCCAUCACGGGCGGCGCCGCAGAACGGAAGGUGAAGAAGAAAAAGAAGAAGAAAAAGACCAAGGGUUCGGGCAAGGGGGACGCAGAUAAACAGCAGAGUCGAAGCCUGAAGAAUCAGUCGCUUUCCGCAUCUUCUCAUGACAUCUUAAGUCCCAGCAAAGAUCACGGCCUGAAGCAAGAGCACAAACAGGACAAAGAAGACAACAAGCGCAUCCUCUCUAACCCCCCCAUGGUGAGUCUCCCCGACACUGCCGAAGUAGAAGAGAACCUUUCGCACCAGAUCAACGAAAGCCUGCGUUGGGAUGGGAUUCUCGCCGACCCUGAGGCAGAAAAAGAAAGGCUUCGCGUGUAUAAACUGAACCGGAGGAAGAGGUACUGGGUUUUGGCCCUCCAGGGCUUUCGCUCUGACCAGCGUGCUGAGGAGACCUUGGAGAACCUUCCCCCCAUCUCCGACAGAGACAGCAGCUCCAGCAGCAGGCCGCCCCCUCUGAAGGCUGACAGCCCACACCACUACUUUGAAGCAAACGUGACUCCAAAGACCCUACACUUGGAUUUAGCUCCUUCUCUGCUGGAAUGA
This is a messenger RNA of Trichechus manatus latirostris (Florida manatee), 693 nucleotides long. RefSeq names its product ligand of ATE1 (gene LIAT1). Gene Ontology annotation, biological process: protein arginylation. The transcript has 2 exons. The record is from RefSeq and is a predicted model, not a curated record. Lineage: Eukaryota; Metazoa; Chordata; Mammalia; Sirenia; Trichechidae. The coding region runs from base 1 to 693 and encodes 230 amino acids.